Messenger RNA from Pomacea canaliculata, 6532 nucleotides. RefSeq names its product serine/threonine-protein phosphatase 2A regulatory subunit B'' subunit beta-like. NCBI's taxonomy places the organism in Eukaryota, Metazoa, Mollusca, Gastropoda, Architaenioglossa, Ampullariidae. The transcript has 14 exons. Gene Ontology annotation, biological process: protein dephosphorylation. Gene Ontology annotation, molecular function: protein phosphatase regulator activity; calcium ion binding. Bases 910 to 2991 code for a protein of 693 amino acids. Gene Ontology annotation, cellular component: protein phosphatase type 2A complex. The record is from RefSeq and is a predicted model, not a curated record.
GAAGGAGGGGGAGGCUUGCGGAUCGGGCUCCUCCUCUCCCCUCCCCCCGAACUCCCGUGUCGGAACUGAAGUCUGGCAUCUGGCCGAGGAUGCUUAGUCUCGAGUCCGAGGUGCCGCGCGCGGGUGGUGACUGUGUGUAUGUGUGUGCGUGUUGCUACCCGCGGGAGUUGAUGGGAGUUCUGUGCACCCGUCGCUGUCGGAGCGAGGUGUUUUGGACCAAGUCAUCGUCGUCGUCGUCAUCAUCAUCAUCGAUGUCAGCGAAGUAACGUCGAGCCGUGUGUAGGUUUGUUUGUGUGAAAAAGUUUGGCACUUGGCAGUCGGUGCUCUUGUUUCUCUCACAUCAUUCUGGGUCGACCACAUGAGGUGGAAGUGCGCAAAAGAUGCUGGAUUCUCUCUGCGGAUAUGUCUUCAAAGUGUUGAAAGUGUUUGAGCGUAAAUGUCCUUGCCCCUCCUACUGCUAUCCCCAUUCCCCCUUGUUACUAUCCUUGACAGGGGCACGUGAUUCUUCGACCGACUCUUGGUAAAGGCGCGCCAGUCUUGGGAUGAUCUGGGGGCCACGUUUUCCAGGACAGACCGGAAGUGCAUCGUUGGACUAGGGAGUACAGAAGAUUCAAGAGGACGCCCCGUUUGAUUCAUGGAAUCGUGGGACUUGCAAGAGCUGCACGGCGAUUUCUCUGGCGGGAGUGGCGCGGUCCAGAUGUGUCUAGUUUUGUCCUCAUGUGGUUGCAGCUGGAGCAGCAGUAGUUGUCGCUGUGUCUGACGAACUUCUUGUCCAGCCUCCGGCGCUAUCGAGACCGACAAGCAUUCACGCGGAGCCUCAUCGGGACACCAAGUCGAGAUCGGAAGCUUGGCCUCGUACGCUCUUGCGUGUCCUCAGUGUAUACGGGAAGUUCGACAAGACGGGGUAGCAUGCAGCAGAAGUAUGCCUGCGUCCGCUACCUGCACACCCGGAUCACCGUGUAUCAAGCCUGCAAGAUCGACCUGCGCUACUGCAAAGCGCUGCACAGCUGCAUCACUUGCAACCUGCUGCACACGGUGGGCCUGUCUUGCGCUGCCAUCCACUAUGGCUUCUGCACCGCAGUCACCGCCGUCUCCGACCUCGAUCUCAAGGACGGCAAGGUCCCAGCCUUGGCAUCCUCCUCCUCCUCCUCUUCCGCCGGUGCUGCCCAGCGACCUAAACCUGUCGUUCGUAAUACCAGCCCUCCCGCACCCGUCGUCAGCCUCUCUGAUGGCGAAGAGGUCGUUGCAGGAAGAACGGGCAAGUGGGGCAAGCUGCGGGGAACGGCCCUGCCCGCUGUUCUUCCCACCAGAGUGGGCAGUGGGCCGAACACUGUGCCCUCAGGUGCCGCCGCCGAAAGGAAGCUGCCCGCGCCGGCCGAGGUCGUGGUGGUGGUCCCGACGCUCAGGCCAGGGGUCAAGUCCGCGGUCACGGCGAUGCCGGACCCGCUGACGGAAGUAGACGGGGAGCCGUGUCCAGCAUUCCCCGUGUCUCUGGAGGAUCAGUUGACAGUUCCAAAUGGGGGUCAGAGAGGGGACACACCACAUCAUGGAGUGCUCCGGGAGAAGGAGACACACCCUCGAGAGAGAGAACUGCUUUCAGAUCUUUCCCACAAAGACAGCAGAACAUCAGCAAGGUCAGCUCCAGGGGUGUCUUCACCAUCUUCACCAGUUAUACCAUCAAAAUCAUUCACAUCGUUGGCCAACAUCGAAGACAAGGAAAAUAAGCCUAAAUUAAAGGACUUGUCAGUGUCUCGCGUACCACCUGCACUUCGAGAGGACAUCCCACAGUUCUUCUUUCCUUUGGGAAAACCACAAGCCCCCUUGGAUUUGGAUGGUCUGAUGCAGAGGGUUGCAGCAGAGUUUUCCUCUUUUGAGGGUGGAAAAGCCUAUAAGGAGCAGAUGGGUCGUCUGACAAAGGUCUGUGGCUUCCCACUGUAUUGGAAAAUAUUAUUAUAUCGUGCAGCAGGGGGAGACAAGCAAGGUUUUGUUACCCUGCAGACUUUUUCUGCAAUGUUGAAAAAGCUUUUGUCAUCGUGUCAUGAUGAAGCAUCAAGAUUCCUUCGGCUGAUGGCCAAGCCAGGGCGAUCAACGCUCGAUUUUGAUGACUUUUUACCGUUAGUACAGGAUGUUGUAGAUUGCCACCCAGGUCUUUCAUUCCUACAGGAUGCUCCGGAGUUCCAUUCACGCUACAUUCACACUGUGAUCUCUCGGAUAUUUUUUUGUGUCAACCGGUCAUGGACGGGUCGAAUAACAUUACCAGAGCUCAGGAAAAGCAACUUUCUACAGGUAUUAUCCAUCUUGGAAGAAGAGGAGGACAUUAACCAAGUGACAGAGUAUUUUUCCUAUGAACAUUUCUAUGUUAUCUACUGUAAGUUCUGGGAGCUGGAUAAGGAUCAUGACCUUUUCAUCGACAGAGCUGACCUAGCCAGACACAAUGACCAUGUUCUCAAUUCAAGAAUCAUUGACAGAAUAUUUUCUGGCGCAGUUACGAGGGGGAAAGACUUUCAGGAGGGUCGCAUGUCCUACAAAGAAUUUGUGUGGUUCUUGAUCUCCGAGGAGGACAAAAAGCAUCCUACAAGCAUUGAGUAUUGGUUUCGCUGUAUGGACUUGGAUGGAGAUGGUGUGAUCUCAAUGUAUGAGAUGGAAUACUUCUAUCAGGAACAGAUGCAGAAGAUGGAAGCCUUAGGCAUUGAAAAGCUCCCUUUUGAAGACUGCUUGUGUCAGAUGUUUGAUUUGGUGCGUCCAAGAGAGGCAGAGACAAUAACUCUUGGGGACCUCAAGAAUUGCCGCAUGGCAAAUAUCUUCUUUGACACAUUCUUCAACCUUGACAAGUUCCUAGAGCAUGAACAGAGAGAUCCUUUUGCCAACGCAAGGGAUUUGGAUGCAGCAGGAAAUGAAGUGUCAGAUUGGGAUCGCUAUGCAGCAGAAGAGUAUGAUAUUCUUGUGGCAGAGGAAGGUGUCAAUGAACAUGAGGAAAUAGAUAUAAGCUAGCGCAGUACCCAACAAGCCAGCUGGACUGAACUAUGUCUGUAGGUUGGUGAUCAAAGCUUGUUUUGUACUCUUGAUGGAUUGGUUGUGUUCUUACAUGGGGGAAUCUCUUCAUAAAGUCCUAGCUUUCAGUAAAUUUUUUAAAGAAAUUUGUUGUGACUGAUUUUUUUUAUAGCCAAUAAUCCUUCUUGGAGAAGAAAUUUCUCAAGUAUUGAAGAGUUUGUAAUGUAUAGAUCCCACAGUAUCUUACAGAAAUUUACUAUUAAAGACAUACAUAAAGUUUGUAAUUUUGAAGAUGUUUUCUUCUUCUCACUUUCUCUACCUCUUCAUACUUUUUGUUGUUGAUCUUUAGGUUCGUUGUGUCAUUUUACAGUGUGGUGGAUACAUAGAAAAAGGGAAAGAAGCUUAAUACUUAGUACAACUGUUACAAUGUUAUGGUUGGACGAUGUUAUGGUUGGAUCCUUAUCCCCACUUUAAGUCUGCAUGUUGAAAUUCACAUUAAGUCUACAUUAAAGACCAGCCAAGCAAGUAAAAUCGGUUAUUGGUUAUUUACAGCAGCCCCUCAGGCCAUUGAUGAAUUGAUUUUAUUCUCUUAAACUAAUGCAUUUUAAGCCUCCCUCUGGCUGUGUGGUCCUCAGCUUUGGAAAAGAGAGGCAUAAGCUCUGUUCUCACUGAUAGCAGUGGCUGAAAAAAUUCCCUUGUCACCUUGCAGUGACUACGUGCUUAAUCAUUCAGAUUUUAAAAAAGCCACAGAAGGAGAACAUUGGGCCUUUCUUGCACAUGCUGUAUCCUAGACAUGGUAACCCACUUCAUGGACCCAGUAGUGAUGAGUGUGUGUGUUUUAGUUUCUCACCUUUCUGAAGGCUUGCGGCUUACCAUUUUAAAGCAUCAAAACAUUAUUCAUUAUGAAGAGGUUUCCCUUAGUGUUGAGUUGCCAAACUGGCAUCUGUUGGGGGAAAAAAAGUUCCAUAAAACAAGCCCUCCAAUUUAUAUUUCUGCAACAAUUAGUUCAUCAUUACAUUGUUAUGUACUACAUAUAUUUUUGUAGAUCUUUUCACUCCACACAAUGUGUCACCCUCAUCCAAGAGACAAAGUACGUUUUUCACAAAGUUGAUUCUUUAUUCAUAUCAUCGUAAUGCUGUAUUGUGUGGCAUACUGUUUUUUGCAGGUUUGUACAGACAGUAACUGAUCCACUUGUUUGUGUAGGUGUUUGUAUGCAUGGAAAGCAUGUACUGAUCCGUUUUGGAUCCAUCAGCCUCCAUAAUUUUUUAGAUGUUAGAUCAGUUAAAUAUGUUAAAGAGAAGUUAAAACCUGUAAGAAGAAUUUUCUUAAAUAACUUAGAUUUUUAAUAAGUUGACAUAACUGUACAGCUCAGAAAUAGAUGUCAUUAAUGUAUAGCAGUAUAAAUCAAACAUGAUCAUAUCAUCUUGUGUUUAGUCAUCAUGUUUUUCUUUUUCUUUUUUUCUCAUCUUUUUCCACUUUGCCUUUCUGACUGUGUCUUGAUUUCUAGCAAUAAAGUUUUAGUCUAGUUUUGAAAAAAUUAUAAAUGAAUUACAAUUGAACGAAACUUUGCAAGGCAAGGAAGAUUUUCAUUGUAAAAGAAGCCCAAAGAUCGCCUAUCAUUCAUAUAGCAUAUCAGAUGGAGACGUUAUCUGCCCUUGAGAUUCCUCUUAUGACAGUUGGAUCGAUUGAAUGUCCUCAAAAACGAGCUUUUCAGCAGUUUCUGCCCAGGGUUCAUCAGUCACAUUGGUCGGCUCUUUUCAUGCCUUCUCAAAUGGGGUUAGAGAACUACAGCCAGACUGAUGAUACAGAAAAGCAUCUAAUUGACUUCAUUAUCACUGAUUUUUGAUCCCUUUAAUCAUCAGCAGCCCAGCAUACAAACACACUGAACCAAUCACAUUGGAGCCACUUUUCUACUUCUGUCCUAGAAAAACAUCAGGGCCACUCACUCUAAAUAGCCUCUGUGGUUUAAUUCACUUGUCCUUAGCCAUCAGGUGUUGAUGUAUUGCUCAGUGACUCAUCUGCGACUCCGUUCAUUUGCAUCUUCAUCCAUGCUUUCACACGUAUUCAUCAGUGCAUCUGUCAUUAAUUUUUGCCUUUUUCUAAUUCCCAUUGUAAAUAAAACAUUGUUUGCUGCUUUUUUUCCUCAAAAAUCAUUAGCACAAAUCAUGCUGCAUUGUGCACACCUGUUGUCUAGUGAAUACAUUAGUUACAACUUAAGCAACAUUAUUGUUGUGAAAGUGGUUGUAAACUGAUGUUUUUAUUUAAUUAAUUUUUUUGGCACAUGUGCUUGCUGUUUGUUGUUGUUUUGGUUAGCAUUUAGCUAGGUUGUGAUACUUAAGCACUUCGUGAAAAUUUUUUUUAAAAUCAUGGCUUUGCACUCAUAGGCACUCUUUCCUGCAGUUGUUAUUGCAGCUAUGCCACCUACAAAACAGGGCAAAUUUGUUUUUUAUUAAGCAUAAUUUUAGUGUCAGUAUUGGCAGCCACAUUGGCAUUGGGAACUCGUAUAUAUUUAAAAGCUAUGUUAGUUUUAAACAGCCAGGUUAAGUACCUUGAUGUGACAUUUUAACUGCAUCUAUGAAGUAGGGGUUUGUAAAGCACAUUGCAGCAGGACUGCAGUAAGUAGUGCUUGGCAUGCAUGCAGCAUGCAGGGAUUUUUUUUUUUUCAAAUAGACAAGGUUACAGCAGUCAGGGACAAAUCCAGUGGUGGGAAAGGAUGGGUGUGCAUUGUGAGUGUCUUGUCUUUGCAUUUACUUUACCACUAGUGUUUGUUCUUCAGAGCCUUGAAAUUGUUGGAGUUUGAACACAGCAGGUGCUUGUUGUGGUUCAGCAUAUUUCAGUUUGUUACAUAUUUUGUUGUUUUAUUAAACUUGAAGUUAUUUUUACAGAUUUGGUGGUCCUUAACCCCAUUAAUUUAUUCUUAAUUAUCAUUAUAAUCUUUCUUAAUUUUACUUUGCAUCUUAAACCAUUUUUUUAGCUGUCACUUUGGAUUCUUUGUGUGACUGUAUAUGGGCAUAGAUAUGUAUGUGCAUUCCAGGGGGGGAGAGGAAGAGAGAGAAAACUGUAAGGGAGACAAUAUAGAUGGGAUGUAUAGACUGAUGUUUAACUCAUAGAAGAUAUAUUUGAAAUAAAGUUUUAAUAUUUCAUGCACAGUUUAUUGCCAGAUGCUAGUAUAUCAUUUCCAGAUUUUAACAUGUUUGCUUGUUAAAAUUUUGGGAUAAUAAACAUUUUAUUUAACAAAUAAAAACAUACAACAGUGAUUUUGCAUUAAAUGAUCAGUAUUUGAAUUAUUCUGACAUGAAACUUUAGUUUAUUGAAAGUUUUACAUUGUAUUCAAUAUUUUUUUAACUAUCUGAACCAUUUUCUUUCUGCGGCUUAAAAGAAUAUUUAGAAAAAGUUAUCUGCUAUUUGUUAAAAUAAAGAUGUAACUGGAGUCACAAUGAAGAUGGUUUUUUUAAAUAGAAAGUGACUUGUGUUUUUGUUAUAUUUGCAGCUGCAUAUAACAUUUGAGUAAGCAUUGACUUGCACUGGGAAUCUUUUAUGG